This is a messenger RNA of Aspergillus heteromorphus CBS 117.55, 993 nucleotides long. RefSeq names its product FAD-dependent oxidoreductase. Gene Ontology annotation, molecular function: D-amino-acid oxidase activity; FAD binding. The record is from RefSeq and is a predicted model, not a curated record. NCBI's taxonomy places the organism in Eukaryota, Fungi, Ascomycota, Eurotiomycetes, Eurotiales, Aspergillaceae. The coding region runs from base 1 to 993 and encodes 330 amino acids. The transcript has 3 exons.
AUGAACGUCGGUAUCAUUGGGGCCGGAGUCAUCGGGCUCUCCGCCGCCGAAGCCCUAGUGGAGGCAGGAUACACCGUCACCAUCGUGGCGCGAGACUUACCCGGCGAUGAUACCUCAGUGCAGUGGUCUAGUCCAUGGGCGGGCGCCGCCGUCAUGCCACAUCCGGAUGCCCCGGGGCAGGACCUCCAGACCGAGACAUUCAAGUACUACUGGGCUCUGGCCCAUCGCGAUCCGACCAGUGGUGUCCAGGUGGUCGAUAUAACUGAGUACUAUGACGACCGCGACGGCGACUCGACCAUCUGGUACAAGCAGCUGGCUCCCAAGUACCGUCGCAUCCCCGCCGACCAGCUCCCGGCCGGGGCGACGCUCGGGUUCAAGUACCAGUCCAUGACGGCCAACCCCACGUACUACCUGCCGUGGCUGAAGAAGCGGCUGGAUGCACGAGGGGUGCGGUUCAUCCGCGCGGCGGUGUCCUCCAUCGCCGAGGCGCGGCAAGUCACCGGCGCGCUGGUGAUUGUGAAUGCGUCCGGACUGGGGGCGCUCGACCUGGCCGGGGAUGCGGAUGUGGUCCCGGUCCGGGGACAGACGAUGCUGGUGCAGAGUGACUCGCACGAGGUCACGAUGUUCCAGGGCUCGCAUUACUCGUAUGCGAUUCCGCGGAUGUACACGGGUGGGAUCAUCAUCGGCGGAGUGGCGCAGGAGGGACGCUCCGAUGAAGCCGUCGAUCCGGAGACCCGCCAGGACAUCCUGCGACGGGUCCGAUCUGUUGCGCCAGGGCGGUUUGACUCGACGGACUUGAACGUCGAUGUGAUGAAGGAUUGUGUGGCGUUUCGACCCGGUCGCAAGGGGGGAUAUCGCCUGGAGCGAGACGGGGAGGUGAUCCAUGCGUAUGGCUUCCGGGGACUGGGGUAUGUGUUUAACUAUGGGGUGGGCAUGCGGGUGCGAGAGAUGGUGGAGGAGAUCGAGGGCCAGGGGCCGCGCAGUCGGCUGUAG